Dendroctonus ponderosae (mountain pine beetle) is the source of this 1715-nucleotide messenger RNA. RefSeq lists its product as uncharacterized. Gene Ontology annotation, molecular function: protein binding. The record is from RefSeq and is a predicted model, not a curated record. Lineage: Eukaryota; Metazoa; Arthropoda; Insecta; Coleoptera; Curculionidae.
GGCAUAAUUAAAGACGUGCACUGUGAUGUACAAAAUGGGGACUUGGAUAGUCUCAAAAAUCGAAUCUCACCCCCAGUUCCUCUGGCUGUUUUGUCUGCAAAAGACACCAAUGGCCUCACACCCCUUCACAAGGCUGUUGGGCUGGGAAAAGAGGAAAUCGCCCACUACAUAAUCGAGCAAAUUCCCUAUGGCAUCAAUGCCGUGGACAACGAUGGAAAGACGCCACUUCAUUAUGCAGCAUUACUCAAGGACGAUCACAGAAUGUUCAACUACUUGAUUAAGCAUGGCGCUGAUGAAUCUGUCCUUGAUAACCGGCAAAAAACAGCGGCUUAUUACAAAACGCGGGCAUCUGAAAUCGAUUCCAAAGUUCUUCACGUGGUGCCUGAUUGUCCAAGGGGAGCGAAAGAACCAAACAGUUUCGACUGGGGCAUGCUUUCAGCUGCAGUAGCAGCAAAUGGAUUGGCUAAAAAACUUCCAGAGAAAGUUGCAAAUGGACUAAAAGAAAGCCUGGGCCUACACGACUCUCCAGAACGUAAGCAAACGCCAGAAGCAGCCAUUGAAAGCCCUAGAAAAUCUUUUGAAGCAGCAAAUGAUGCACGUCUAGAUGAAGUGACAGAAAUAAGGAGCAUCGAAGGGGAAGACAAUAAAGUCGCAGACACUCCGGAAGAAGAGCAGGAAACUGCUGAAGUAGAGACCCCGAAUGAUAAUCCAAGCCCAGAUAAUAGUACAAGUGACGCCAAAGUUGAUGAAUUAGAUCAAUCGAAUAAUGACGGAGAACACGAAUCUCCCCCAAAUGAAGAAGAGCCUUUGGAAAAAACUGAAAAUAGUUCUGAGCAAAUGGUCGAAGGAAGCGACAAUGAUCUCGCUGAAGCUCAAGGAGCUCUCCCAGAAGAACCCAAAGAAGAAAAAGAGGGUCUGAAUAGCACCGCUGAGACUAAACCAGAGAGUGAAAACUCGGUCCUUGAUAGCCCCGUUAAAAGCCUGAGUAGUUCCAGGCCCGGUACAGGAAUUGAAAAGGAAAGUGCUAAUAAAAGUGAAGAGCACGAAGAAACUGAAAUUGAAGGUGAAGGAGUAAUAGAAGGUGUCGUGAAUGGUGAGCACGAAAUCGAGUCCACCAACAACGAGGGCCAAAACCGACUUGUAACUGACGACGAAGACAUUAGGAUGAUGAUCGCGUCUGGAAACAUGGAGCAACUGGCUGCUUUGGUGCUGAACGGCCAUGGGGAGAAACUGAUAGGGGAGAAGAGCAACAACCAGGAGUUGCAGACUUUCUUAGACAACGUACCAGUUUAUAUGGCAAAGAUUAAGCGCAUUCACGUAGCAGCGCGUGAAGGAAGCUUAAGAGAUCUGCAAGCUGCGUUGGAUCGCCGCAAAUUUGCAGUCGCCAGAGACAACGUUUCUCCUAAUGGUGCCUCCCCCUUACAUGUCGCUGUUGCUUUUGGAAGAACCAGCGUCGUGCGAUAUCUUGCUGGCAGAUUUCCCGAGACUGUCCAUGUGGAAGAUACAAAUGGACGAACGCCUCUUCACUAUGCAGCUGUUCUGCGUGAUAACGGACAUUACUACAAUUUAUUAACACAUCUUGGGGCCGAUAACAGAAUCAAAGACAAGCUUGGAAAUACUCCGGCAUUUUACACCAAAAACCAACAGGAUUUUAAUCACCGGCUGGUUUUGAAGGAGUUCGGCGCCGAGGAUCAUGCUGAUGAGUUCGGAAGCAA